AGAAGAUAGGUCUUACUUGAAAUUUGGUUGGCAGAACUUUGGAGUUCAUUCUUAUUCUCCAUUAAGAACAAUAGCUAGCCCCACAUUACUGUCAGUAGUAUUACAAUGGUCCAUUUGAUACGCUGAAAUUAACUGUUAAAGUCACCUCUAACUCGCCCAACACGCUAAAAAAAAGGGACCACUUUCCUUCCCAAGAUACACAUCAUAAUGGGGAUGAUCAUCUCCUAUAUAUAGGGAAAAUGUAUGCUUUCUUCCUCACCAUUUAUCACCAAAGCCAUUGCCAAAGAACCCUCUUCGAUUUGUAUACAAUGGCUUUAACACAGCAAAAAAAACUCAUCACAGUCAUGUUUUUUAUUCUAGAGACUUUGAUAUCCCAAGCCAUGUGCCGCACUUUGCUUGAAGACUCGCUUGCUGAGAGACAUGAGCAAUGGAUGGAUCAGUAUGGACGCAGCUACAAAGAUAGUGCAGAGAAGGAAAAGCGUUUCAAGAUAUUCAAGGACAACAUAGAAUAUAUAGACAAAUUCAAUAAUGAAGGGAAUCGCACUUUCAAGCUAAGUGCCAAUGUAUUUGCAGACUUAACCAAUGAAGAAUUUGUUGCCUCUCAUACUGGAUACAAGAUUUCCUCCCAACCAAGUUCUCUCAAAGCAAAAAGUUUUAAGUAUGAAAACCUUACAGAAAUUCCAAUGACCAUGGAUUGGAGAGAGAAAGGAGCCGUUACCUCCAUAAAGGACCAAGGCCGUUGUGGAUGUUGCUGGGCCUUUUCAGCAGUGGCAGCCGUAGAAGGGAUCACCCAAAUCAAAACUGGCAGCUUGAUCUCUUUGUCUGAGCAACAACUACUGGACUGUGCUGUGGAAGGCAAUCAGGGCUGCAACGGUGGUUGGAUGGAUAAUGCUUUUAGAUAUAUAAUAAAAAACCAAGGACUCUCUACUGAAGAAAAAUACCCAUAUGAGACCAUGCAAGGAACUUGUGACCAUGAAAAGGAAUCUAUUUAUGCAGCUCAGAUAAGUGCAUUUGAAGAUGUACCUACCAAUAAUGAGGAGGCGUUACUACAGGCUGUGGCCAACCAACCAGUUUCAAUUGCCCUCGAUGGUUCUGGUCAAAACUUUCAAUUCUAUAAAAGCGGAGUUUUCAUGGAAGAGUGUGGGACUCAUUUAACACAUGCCGUUACUGCAAUUGGGUAUGGAACAAGUGAUGAUGGUACCAAGUACUGGUUAAUGAAGAAUUCUUGGGGCACCCGUUGGGGUGAGAAUGGCUACAUGAGGAUUCAGAGAGACACCGGUGCUCCAGAAGGUCUUUGUGGCCUGGCCCAGAAAGCGUCCUAUCCUGUUGCUUAGAUACUCCAAUGGUGACAUAUCAAGUCAACUAUGGCUAUGAUACUUAUAAGUAUUGCUCUCUCUUUCACUAUAUCUAUGUUAAAUUUGUUACGGCCGUGAUAAUGCCUGUACUGCUUCUUGCAACUUCAAAAUAUGAAUGUUGUAAUAAAUAAACUUGUUAGCUACUGCUAGAAUUAAGUAAUGUAAUGAUAGCUUAUAAAAAUCUCAACAUUUCUUUCACUAUAUGUAUGUU
Quercus lobata is the source of this 1566-nucleotide messenger RNA. RefSeq names its product ervatamin-B-like. Bases 240 to 1334 code for a protein of 364 amino acids. The record is from RefSeq and is a predicted model, not a curated record. The transcript has 2 exons. Lineage: Eukaryota; Viridiplantae; Streptophyta; Magnoliopsida; Fagales; Fagaceae. Gene Ontology annotation, biological process: proteolysis. Gene Ontology annotation, molecular function: cysteine-type peptidase activity.